UUUUAACAAAAAGAUAGUCUAAUGUUGUCUUUUAUAAAAAUGUUUCUUUUCAUCCCAGAUGGAAGCCUGUUAUACACUGGCCCAUCAUCUGUACUCACUUGAUUUAAAUUCUUUAAUCUUGAAACUGAUUUUGUGUGAUUGUUGUACCACUAUAUGUCUAGCUCCCAACAGCAUAACUGUAAUGUAUUGUAGUUUUGAUUGUUGGUAAAUGUAAAUGCAAAAAUAAACAUCACAACAACUGAAAUAUAUAAAAAAAACUUUUAUUUUGGCACAUUUUCAAAUAAACAUGUAUUUUAUGUACAGCUGGGAUAUCCCUAAAAGGUUCACUGUAGGAUGCAGAAUGCUACAUUGUCAGUCCAAUCAAUCACUUUUAGAAAUGCACUUUGCACUUUAUCCAUUCAGAAUUGGUUACUGUCACAUUAAGACAGAAAUAGCCGACUGUACCAUGCCUAUACUAAUCUGACUAUCUCAUAUAACAAUAAAAACAAUAAUGGUGGUUAUAAAACGUUUUUCUUUCUUUUUGUUGAAAAAUGCGCAAUAUUGUAAAAUAAGCUCAUUGAGACUGGAUUUGGCUCUCACGCAUUGAAAACAACAGAGGAGUGAGCCAUCCUGUUCACCUAAAAUAUCUUUGUUGCGAGCAGCCUUGUAGAGCUUGUUCUCAGUGCUGAGAGCUCCUCUCCCCUUGCUGCUGCAGUGCCAGUUGUGCAUUACUCCUUGUGGUUCAGGUUGCUCCAGCAGCCACUGUAGCAGAUGCUGUGGGUUUGAGAGACAAGCUGUGGGUAAUACACACUGACAAACGAUGCAAACAGCUCCCAGUUACACUGUGACCAAAGGCAUGUCACAUUUGACCUGCCCGCUGCUGUGCGGCUAGCCUUUUAGCUAAAGUUAGCCACCGACCGUUACCGUUAGCUCAACUGCAGCUGACUAGCAGAGAAACGCCCAGAAUGAUAAAGUUGAGCUAACAGUGAAACUAAACUUGACGAAAAUACAAAUAACAGCACAACCUAUGCUAAGUGCUGAAAACAACUCGCUUUAACGGCCGCAGUAUCUGGAAAACUUUUCGACUCUCAUGCGGACUUUCUCCACUGUUUCCAGUCGUCGUUCGGAGAGGGUUAACGGCAGUGACCGUUGUUGCAGCACUCAGUCAACAGUCAACGAUGUCCCUACUGUCCCGUACAACACGCCUACUCGGAAGAGGAACAACCUUGCUCCGUGAUCCGUGUAAGAGGAUUUGCGUUAACAUGUCGUCCUCCUCUGCCUCGGGUAAGAGACUGCGGGUUCUGGUUGACAUGGACGGGGUCCUGGCGGACUUCGAGGGCGGGUUCUUGAAGAAGUACCGGGCCAGGUACCCGAACGAGCCCUACAUCACCCUGGAUGACAGGAGGGGGUUUUGGGUGUCGACGCAGUAUGGGCAGCUGAGGAGUGACCUGUGUGAAAAAGCCAGUAGUAUCUGGGAGUCUAAGGACUUCUUCAUAGAACUGGAAGCGCUGCCAGGAGGAGUGGAGGCGGUUAAGGAGAUGGCCAAGAUGGAUAACACAGAUGUCUUUAUUUGCACCAGCCCUAUAAACCAUUACCAACACUGCCCGUAUGAGAAGUAUGCCUGGGUAGAGAAGCAUUUGGGCCAUCAUUUUCUGGAACAGGUCAUCCUGACCAGAGACAAGACAUUAAUCACCGGAGACAUUCUAAUAGACGACAAGCCUGACAUUCUAGGCGUGGAGCCCAAACCAACAUGGGAGCACAUCCUGUUUACCGCCUGCCACAACAAGCACCUUUCCAGCAGCCCCUCCCAGAGACGGCUCCUAUCUUGGUCGGACGACUGGAGGGCCAUCCUGGACAGCAAAAGGCAGUGAGGACACUCCGUUCGGGGGGGGAUUGCUUGUCUUCCAGAAGCAAUGCCAGAAUUCAUCUCUGGAAAGAAGGAACGUAAAAUACCAAAGGGGGAGUGAUCAGCGAAAUUAUCAGUAACAUAUUCAGGUUGGAUGUUUUACACAGAGCAGACACUUGUUGCACUCCGUUGGGAGAGGACAAUCACUUGUUUGACCACAAGGGGGCACUCUGAGACUGUGUGUGAAGUGGGGCCGACAACCACAUUUCCACCAAUUUCACUGAAACAACUGUGACAACAAAACAGUCAAACAUGAGGACAAAAUUAAUUCAAAGUACUUGUUAAAGUCUAAAAGGUAUGAUUGACCUUGCCUGUGUCCACUGCAUACUAUAUGUUUUUUUUGGAGGGGGUUCUUACUGUGGACAUUUUAUUUUUGAGCCACUGGAUGGGUUUACAGUUUUCCUCACAAAUCUUAUCAGUAGUCGACAGCGGUGUGUUGCGUUAAUGAGUCAGUGGACCUUAAUUCACUCACAACAACAGGGCACUCCACUACACAUUCUAAUUUACAGAAAAAGUCUCCAUGAGUCGUAGGCACUGGUGAGUAUGUGCAAUACAUAAAUGUAGGAAAGUGACCUGGACGUACAAACACUGUAACUGUUAUGUCAGGUUGUUAUUUUACAUAUACUGUUUUGGGAGAAUACUGCAAUGUGUCUUGGGUCACCGAGCACCACCGUCAAAUAUACGUGUAGAGAGAUAUGUCGUUAAGGUUUUUAAAGAGCUGAUACAGUUAUAUUGGUGCUUUUUCACUUUUUUCCUCUGUUUCACAAUGGUUUAUGCAUCUUAACUAUUACACCAAUGAGAAAAGAAAUACUCAUGCACACACACAUACGCAUGUUGCCAAAACCCUUACUAGUGUUGAAUAUAUUAGAAUUACAGUCACUGGAAAAUGUGUGCUGAAUAUGUUUAAAAUGUUAAUGGAAGAAAAGAUGUUAAGAUUGUUUCAAUCUAAGAUGUAAGACUAAACUUAACCUCAAAAAGUGACAUGAUUUAUAUUGUUUUUACAUGCUCUAAUUUCACACAGUCAAACAAUUUUGAAUCUAACCCAUAUUUUAAUCAUUUCUGCUUAAACGUCUUGCAGUAUGCCCAUUGUAAAUGUGCUGAAAUGAGAGAGUAACAUUAUCUCCAUAUGUCCAAAAUCAGUACGCACUAUAAACAGUACACUUUCUUUUAACCUUAUAUUUUCUAUUUUUAGCAUGUUUACAUAAGCACAUUGCACCAGAUUAAAAACCUCCUGACUGAGUACCUCCACAACACAAUAAAAUCAAUUUAUUUUAGCAUGUCGUUUGUGAUUUGAAAAUAGAUUUUUGACUGAAAAGACUACAUACAGUGUAUCCACAUUUCAUGACAUUGAGCCACAUGAGCCACAAAACUGCAUUUGUCUGUUUCACCCAAGAACUGCAGAACUCUUGCUCACUGUCUGCGGUGAGUUUAAGCAAAAGAACAUUUAAGAAAACGACUCUCUCUCGGUCAGGAUUUUCUUUGUUCUCCUUCAAUCCAUUUUGGCUUUUUCUGGCAGGUCAGUCAGGAAUUUUCCUGUUGCCAAUAAUGUGCUUUGUGGAAAAGAAAGCGGUGGAUGCAGAACAUAUGUUAUGACAGAUGUACUUAGUGCUGAGUGUUUAGUCUAGUGAACGCAUUCAAAUGUUUCUGUCCAUGGGAUAUUUAAAUGCUGUGUUUUAUUCCACCUCACUUAAAAUGCCUACAAAGAAAAGAACAAUAGGAGGACCAGGGAAGUUUUAAUGAACCUCUUUUUGGUGCAAUUAAAGGUGCAUUUCAUUUUC
Dicentrarchus labrax (European seabass) is the source of this 3663-nucleotide messenger RNA. RefSeq names its product 5'(3')-deoxyribonucleotidase, mitochondrial. Gene Ontology annotation, molecular function: 5'-nucleotidase activity. The record is from RefSeq and is a predicted model, not a curated record. The transcript is spliced from 5 exons. NCBI's taxonomy places the organism in Eukaryota, Metazoa, Chordata, Actinopteri, Moronidae. Bases 1158 to 1850 code for a protein of 230 amino acids. Gene Ontology annotation, biological process: pyrimidine deoxyribonucleotide catabolic process.